GCCCCCUCUUGUCUGCUGCAUGUCUGGAAAGCUAUGACGGGAAUGAAUGUGAAAACUUGGAAGUGUCACCUAACCCGUUGCUUCUGCCCUGAAGAUCAUCUUUUAGAAGUGGGAAGACUGCUCCACGUGGUGGUUGACUCCAAGGGACAGGAGGCAUUGUAGAAAGAGAUGGAUGAAAGCAGCUCCAGGGGCUUCCGACGCAUGCUCCCUGUGGUCUAGUCCAGGGCAGCCCUUCCGUGGGGCGCUGGCAUCUGGGAUGCCGCCAGUUCUGGACGCGGGGCUGACUCCGGAGUGAGGAUGGUCCGCCGGGGGCUGCUGGCGUGGCUCUCUCGGGUGGGGGUGUUGCUCGUGCUCCUCUGCUGUGCCGUCUCCGUCCUCUACAUGCUGGCCUGCACUCCAAAAGGUGACGAGGAGCGGCUGGGGCUGCCCCGGGCCAGCGGCCCCACAGGGAAGGGGGGGUCCCAGGCCGUCCUGCAGCACUGGGGGGAGCAGCACCGCAACUACAUCAGCAGCCUCAAGAGGCAGCUGGCGCAGCUCGAGGAGGAGCUGCAGCAGCGGAGCGAGCAGCUCAGGCAGGCGCGGUAUCACGCCAGCGAGGCCGCGGGCCUGGGCCCGGCCCCGGGGCCCCCCGAGAAGUCCCAGGCCGACCUGCUGGCCUUCCUGCGCUCGCAGGUGGACAAGGCGGAGGUGCACGCCGGCAUCAAGCUGGCCACCGAGUACGCCGCGGUGCCUUUCGACAGUUUCACGCUGCACAAGGUGUACCAGCUGGAGACGGGCCUGACCCGCCACCCUGAGGAGAAACCCGUGAGGAAGGACAAGCGGGACGAGCUGGUGGAAACCAUCGACUUGGCCUUGGAGACCCUGAACAGCCCUGCGGAGAGCAGCCCGAAUCAGCGUCCUUAUACGGCCUCGGAUUUCAUAGAAGGGAUCUACCGCACAGAAAGGGAUAAAGGCACUUUGUAUGAGCUAACGUUCAAAGGGGACCACAGGCACGAAUUCAGACGACUUGUCUUGUUUCGACCAUUUGGCCCUAUCAUGAAAGUAAAAAAAGAAAAACUCAACAUGGCCAACACGCUGAUCAACAUUAUCGUCCCCCUGGCGAGGAGGGUGGACAAGUUCCGGCAGUUCAUGCAGAAUUUCAGGGAGAUGUGCAUCCAACAGGAUGGGAGAAUUCAUCUCACUGUUGUUUACUUUGGGAAAGAAGAAAUGAAUGAGGUCAAAGGAAUACUUGAAAACACUUCCAAAGCCGCCAACUUCAGGAACUUCAGCUUCAUCGCGCUGAGCGGGGAGUUCUCUCGCGGCCGGGGGCUCGAUGUUGGCGCCCGCUUCUGGAAGGGCAGCAACGUCCUGCUCUUCUUCUGUGACGUCGACAUCUACUUCACCUCGGAAUUCCUCAACACGUGCAGGCUGAACGCGCAGCCAGGGAAGAAGGUAUUUUAUCCGGUCCUUUUCAGUCAGUACAAUCCUGCCAUAAUAUACGGCCACCAUGAUGCUGUCCCCCGCUUAGAGCAGCAGCUGGUCAUCAAGAAGGAAACUGGAUUUUGGAGAGACUUUGGGUUUGGGAUGACGUGCCAGUACCGGUCCGACUUCAUCAACAUCGGUGGCUUUGACUUGGACAUCAAGGGCUGGGGCGGCGAGGACGUGCACCUUUACCGCAAGUACCUGCACAGCAGCCUCAUCGUGGUGCGCACGCCUGUGCGGGGCCUCUUCCACCUCUGGCACGAGAAGCGCUGUGUGGACGAGCUGACCCCCGAGCAGUACAAGAUGUGCAUGCAGUCCAAGGCCAUGAACGAGGCCUCGCACGGGCAGCUGGGCAUGCUGGUCUUCAGACAUGAGAUAGAGGCCCACCUUCGCAAGCAGAAACAGAAGACGAGCAGCAAGAAAACCUGAACUCCCGGGACAGACUUGGGGAGAGGUUUUAUUUUUUUUCCUUUUGCAAUUACUGAACAAGUGGCUGCAACAAGGAAAAGAUUUCCAUAAAGGGCAAAAAAAAGAAUUAGACUGAUAGUAAAAGAGACAAGC
This is a messenger RNA of Ceratotherium simum simum (southern white rhinoceros), 2022 nucleotides long. The record is from RefSeq and is a predicted model, not a curated record. Lineage: Eukaryota; Metazoa; Chordata; Mammalia; Perissodactyla; Rhinocerotidae.